AUGGAUUAUGAUAUAAAAUUUACUUGGGAUAAAAAUCAAUUUUUGGAUCAAGAAAUUAGAAUUCCAAAGUAUACUCUUCCUUGGGAUUUUAAAAGUAGUCCAUUUGAUAAAGAUUUUGAAAAUCAAGAAAUGGAAUAUGUUAAACAAUUUUUUCAAAACUAUGAAAAUGCUGUGAAUUAUGUAAAAAAGAAUGAAAUUGGUAAAAUUGCUGCUUUGAAUUUUCCAUUGGGUGAAAAGGAUGAAUAUAUGGUAAAUUCAAAAUUGUUGGAUUUUCUUUUCAUUUUAGAUGAUUACAUAUAUGAAUCACGUAAUUAUGAAGAGGAUUAUGUGGAUAAUUUAAUGGAUAGAUCAAGUAAGAGUCAUGAUCCAUUUGGUCGUGAAAUUUGGAGAUUAUUUGAUGAAUACUAUAGAGUUGGUGUUAAAGAAUCUGUUGAUUUAUUAAUUAGAGAUUUUGAAUAUUGGAGUAGAAGUGCCAUUAAAACCAAUAAAUAUAAAUCAUUAAAUUCAUCACUUUCCAUUGAAGAUUAUUUCAAUUCAAGACAUGGUGAUUUCGGUAUGACAAUUACUGCUUCCUCUUGUACUUCAACUUUAUAUGUUGAGAAUGAAAUUAGAGAAUCAAAAAAUUUCAAAAAAUUCUUUAAAUAUUUUGAACUUUGUAAUUUAAUGAUCAAUGAUUGUGGUUCAUUCAAAAUGGAAAUCAAUGAAAUUUUAUUAACAAACUUUGUUAAAGUUAGAGCAAUUCAACUUGGUUCAAUUGACUUAGCUUUAAAAUAUUGUGUUGGUCUAUUAAAUAAAUAUAUUAUUAAAGUAGACAAAUAUUCAACUAAACUUGAACAACAAUAUCCAAAUCAUUCACAUUUAAAAAAGUAUAUUUAUACUUUAAAAACUUUUACUGCUGGUCAUAAUAAAGGUUAUGGUCAUGCAAAUCGUUAUAAUUAG
This is a messenger RNA of Dictyostelium discoideum AX4, 939 nucleotides long. RefSeq names its product terpenoid synthase domain-containing protein. NCBI's taxonomy places the organism in Eukaryota, Evosea, Eumycetozoa, Dictyosteliales, Dictyosteliaceae. The record is from RefSeq and is a predicted model, not a curated record. Bases 1 to 939 code for a protein of 312 amino acids. The transcript has a single exon.